AUGCUUUCUCAUGCGAUCAUAGCACUUGGUGCGUGGUCGUUGAACAACGAUCAAAUUGGACUGGAAGACUACCUGUACCGUCGGGCGUUGACCUUGGGUCAGGAAGAGUCUGUGUUUGAAGCUGCCAGCCUGACCUCUGUACAAGCACUCAUACUUCUGAGCAACCUUAGCCAGAAGCGCAAUAGCCCAAACACAGGAUGGAAUUUGUUGGGCCUCGGCGUUCGCACAGCGCUGAGUCUAGCCCUCCACAGAGAACUUCCUCACUGGAACAUCACCCUGAUCGAGCGCGAGACGAGACGUAGAGUAUGGUGGGGUCUCUACAUCUUCGACAGUGGAGCUUCGACGACAUUCGGUCGCGCUAUCAUGUUGCCUGACCAAGAGACUAUGGAUGUUCAUCCCGUGCUGAACAUUCAUGACGAGUCACUUACACCACAAACUAUAACGCUACCCACUGAGGUUGACGAACCGACUAUAUACUCCUCUCUCAGAGUGCAGAGUAGUUUUCACCUACAGACGAACCACAUCUCAAACAAACUACUAGCCGAACCCGGGCUCUCUGCGGAGGCCGCGCUCGCUUUGAACGCUUCCAUGGAUGCUUGGACACACACAGUUCCGACAUAUUUCCAGCUUUCGCAUGCGCCCAGAUCGACGGCUCCAUGGUACUCAUUCGCCCGCUCUCGGCUGUGGUGGAGGUUCUGGAAUCUCAAGAUUAUCAUCUUCCGACAGAUAUUGUUGCGCCGAGCCAUCUCCGAGCGAGGUCAGAUCCCAGACCAAGCCAUGCAGUCAAGCCAAGAGGACUGUAAGCGAAUUUGUCUUGAAGCCGCGCAUUCUACAGUGGUUUCGAUACAUCAGUAUGCAAAACAGGACUUGAAUAGACUUGAGGGCUGGUACGCGACGUAUUUCCUUUUCCACGCGGCACUAGUAAUAACUCUUUGCAUCAUCAGCUUCCCACGCGCUGAAGAGACUGCAAUCUGGUACGACGAUGUUCGCUUGGCCCGAACCACUUUCCGCGAACGGCUUGUUGGGGAUUCGCUGUCAGCACGCUGCGUGGCCAUCCUUGACCAAGUGGUGUCUGACGGCGAGUUGGACUCCGGUACACUGCAGGACCUGGAGCUGGACAAAGAUGCCUUGAGUACAUUUCCAUGGUCCGUUGAGUCCAAUGAGUUAUUCAACUCUUUCGAUUGGGAUUUUACUACGUCCGGUUUCUAA
Molecule: messenger RNA, 1209 nt
Organism: Alternaria conjuncta
Lineage: Eukaryota; Fungi; Ascomycota; Dothideomycetes; Pleosporales; Pleosporaceae
Exons: 3
Coding region: 1-1209 (402 amino acids)
Biological process (GO): positive regulation of transcription from RNA polymerase II promoter by galactose; DNA-templated transcription
Cellular component (GO): nucleus
Molecular function (GO): DNA-binding transcription factor activity, RNA polymerase II-specific; zinc ion binding; RNA polymerase II cis-regulatory region sequence-specific DNA binding
Source: RefSeq, a predicted model, not a curated record